Paramacrobiotus metropolitanus is the source of this 1266-nucleotide messenger RNA. RefSeq lists its product as uncharacterized. The transcript has 3 exons. Lineage: Eukaryota; Metazoa; Tardigrada; Eutardigrada; Parachela; Macrobiotidae. The record is from RefSeq and is a predicted model, not a curated record. The coding region runs from base 97 to 831 and encodes 244 amino acids.
CAGUACACCGAUACACAUAUAUGUACAGGAUCUAACUAUACAUUUCCGCAUUUUUUUCUUGGCCUGCUGCCGCACACGUGGGUCAAGUGCGGAAAUAUGCGGCUAACACGCAGUAUCCUGCGCGGAUACUGUCUGGGAUGGACACUGUUAUUAGCCGUCCAUGUGCCGCUGACACAAUGGGAUUAUAAACGACUGCGCUUUGUGGAAGAUAAGGGUCUUGUGAAAACCGGCUUCAGGAAAGGGGAGAAACUGGCUAAAUUCAAGGAUAAACAACGUUCCGCGGAGGUGAACCAUUCCAGUGAUAAUCAGCUGGAUAAUUUUCUGGAUUACGACCUCAUUGAAGUAUUUCGGACAGAUGCGGUGGCCAGUGCGGAAGACGGCAUGGGAUUCUUGGCCGUGGGUGGCCGGCACUGUCCAGGAGAGUGUAUUCGCGGCUUAUCGGGUCUGUGUAUCUGUCCGCCGGCAACCGCCGCGACGCCGCCGGCGAAGACGCCGGACAGCGCCGGCACGGCUCGUGUUGCUAAUAAGACAUCGAGCGACGUUACCACAUCCGGCGGGGAGUCCUCGCCCACGGCAACUUCACCCCGGUCCGGUCGUCACAAUAACCAGCUCGUCCAUCUUGACGCCAUGACCGACAGCCUGUCGGCGUCAUCGAUGACCACAUCGCGCAAUCGGCGCCGGUAUAAGCGCGACGAUGAAGAUGAGGAAGAUCACAAGCUGUGUAAAUGCCGGCGCUGUACGAAGCUGUUCAAACGCACUUUAUACUGCCGGGUUUUUCCAUGCUAUCAGAAGAAAUGUAAAAGCGGCGAAUGGAGGGAACCGCAUCAUUAACCAUCCACAAGCGGUUAUCCAACCCGUCCCACUGGAUUGUGGGAUGUAAUUUUAACUAUUUUUAUUUUUAUACUGAGGUUUUUAAUUAAUAUUUUGGACGUUGUACAUGAUUGUCGCCUGUGUAAUUUUCCGCUGGAUAUAAACGACCCAUUUGCCUCAACCGAACACUGCGUAGCUGAUUUCGCUGCUGGGUAACCCUAUGGAAAAGAAAAAACUGGGAACUCAAGGGACUUGAACCCUUAACCUUUCGAUCUGGAGUCGAACGCGCUACCAUUGCGCCAGAGCUCCUUUGUUCGAUUACGUAAUAAUGACGCAUGCAACAGACGUCACGCUUAGUCAGAACUGGCGGUUUUCUAGUGGUUAGUACUUUCUCAUCAAAAAGGUCACAACGCGUUGUUCUCUAAUUGCCGCCAAACCAACACCUUUGCAAAUUGU